This is a messenger RNA of Lobosporangium transversale, 2251 nucleotides long. RefSeq lists its product as hypothetical. The coding region runs from base 87 to 2246 and encodes 719 amino acids. The record is from RefSeq and is a predicted model, not a curated record. The transcript is spliced from 4 exons. NCBI's taxonomy places the organism in Eukaryota, Fungi, Mortierellomycota, Mortierellomycetes, Mortierellales, Mortierellaceae.
UUUUUUUUUUUCUUUUCUUUUCUUUUCUUUCUUUUCAAACACGCAUACACAAAUAGCUCUCUCUCUCUCUUAGAUUUCCACAAUAAAUGGCUGCCAACGGCGACGUUCCUCCUCAUAUCGCUCAACAGCGUCAGCUGUACCAUGCAGCCCUUCAGAAGCAAAACGGAGGUGGUGGAUAUUCGCCUUCUGCUACCAAUGUAAACGCCUAUAGUGGCUACGCACAACAACCUCCACAGAACCAACAGGGAUAUUAUCAGCAACAAGAUCCCUAUGGCGGCCAACAAUAUCAUCAGCAAUACCAGCAACAACAGCAGCCAUAUGACCAAUAUGGUGGCCAGCAGCAACAGUAUUACCAGCAGCAGCAGCAAUACCAACAGUAUCAGGACCCACAACACCAACAGUAUCAACAACCGCCGUACCAACAGCAUCAGCAACAACAGCAUCAGCAAUCACCUGUUGGAGUCCCUGCCACGGUCUCAAUUCAGCCUCUCUCUUACAACAGGAACAGCAGCGGCAGUGCUACUGCUGCCCAACAACAGCAAUCACCACCACAACAGCAACAACAACAACAACAUCCUGCUGUUCCUACCCAGACACAGAUCCGACCUCCUGCUCCCACUUUGGGUGGUGAAUAUCCUCUUCUGGUCGCUAUUGAUUUUGGAACAACAUUCUCGGGAGUGGCAUAUGCAUUCAAAUCGAAUGGAGAUGUUAUUGAGAUGACUACAUGGCCUCAGCAGGCUAACUUGUACGGAAAAGUACCGACUGUGAGUGCAUACAGUAAAGAGAAUGACAAGAUGCAUUCAUGGGGUUAUGCAGCCAAGGCAGCCAUGUUGACGCCUGCUAGUCGCAACCUGGAUCUCCUUCAAAAGUUCAAGUUGUUCCUUGAUAAUGAUUUGGCACCUUAUCUGCCACCUUUACCCAGGACUAUCAACCCUCAGAACGCCAUCAGCGAUUAUUUGCGAGCACUCCACACUCAUGCCAUCGGUGAAAUCUUCAAGAACACAGCUGGAGGCGUGGUCUUUGACCAGUCCCAUAUUCAAUACUGUCUUACAGUCCCUGCCAUGUGGACAGACGCUGCCAAGGGUGUGAUGCGUCAAACAGCUAUUCAGGCAGGAUUGAUUCAACCCAGCGAUCCAGCUCACCGUCUGCUCUUGGUAUCGGAACCCGAAGCUGCAGCCAUGUAUUGUGAAAAGAAAUGUGAGCAGUUCAAUUUGCGUCAUGGAGACCGAUUCAUGAUUUGCGAUGCUGGAGGUGGUACGGUUGAUUUGAUUGUCUUUCAGGUUGAUUAUAGUACGGGAUCGCGUCGCUUAGUGGAGGUCACCCGUGGAUCAGGUGCCAGCUGUGGAUCAGGGUUCUUGGAUGAAAACUUCUCAAUGUUGGUCCGUCAAAAGUUGCAGCGGUACGACCUACAACCCAAGGCAUGGGCUCAGAUUAUGGAAGAGUUUGUGUUCAUGCAUAAGCCCCAAUUUGAUGGUGAUGACGAUGCGUUCAUUUCGAUGCCAGCAUCUGUUGCCAACUUGGUGGAUUUGGAAAUGAGACUCGAGGAUGGUCUGUUGGCGAUUUCAGCACAGGAGAUGCGAGAGUUGGUCUUUGACCCCGUUGUGAAUCAGGUCCUGGGUCUGAUUGAUGGACAACUAAACCAAUCACAGCAGUGCUCUGCCAUCUUCUUGGUCGGUGGUUUUGGUUCUUCGCCAUACUUGCAUAAGCGUGUUCAGCAAGAGUUUGAGAAUCGUGUACCCUUGAUUCGUUACCCUCCACGUCCAGAUCUGGCUGUGGUUCGUGGUGCGGUCUACCAUGGAUUGACCCACCAGCCCGUCCAGGCUCGUGUGGCCCGUCGUUGGUAUGGUGUCGACACCACACGCCCUUACAAGGCAGGCGAUCCUGUAGAGAAAAAAUAUAUGCAGGAUGGCAAGUAUCGUGUCCGAGACGGAUUCUCGGUUUUUGUUCGCCCAGGUCAGUCGAUUGGUGUGGAUGAAUGUAUUAGUAAAAAAUACAUCACUCACAAGUACCCAGAGCCAUUGUCAUCACCAUUGUAUGUCUACAAUGGAGAGGAUCAACCAGAGUUUGUGGAUUCGCCUGGAGUCCAAAAGCUGUGUGACUUUACGAUCCCAUUGCCCCAUAUGCCUGGUGCUGCACCUGGAACGCCUGUUAUUUUCACAUUGAGGAUGUAUUUUGGAUUGACGGAGCUGAGGGCGGAGGCAGAAUUCCAGUCAGGAGAGGUUAUUUCCACUUUGUGUCAGUUCUAAAAAAA